Molecule: messenger RNA, 5010 nt
Organism: Malaclemys terrapin pileata
Lineage: Eukaryota; Metazoa; Chordata; Testudines; Emydidae
Product: oocyte zinc finger protein XlCOF6-like
Exons: 4
Coding region: 238-2883 (881 amino acids)
Biological process (GO): regulation of transcription by RNA polymerase II
Molecular function (GO): RNA polymerase II cis-regulatory region sequence-specific DNA binding; DNA-binding transcription factor activity
Source: RefSeq, a predicted model, not a curated record
ACUUAGAGUCCUGCCUGCAGAUCUCCCCCUUUCUCUUUUCUCUAAUCUCUCAGUGCCUUUCCUGGUAACUGCUGAAAUCAGACCAGAGCCCCUCUGCGCUGGCAGCCAUUAAGAGAGAAAAACCAGGAUCUCUAAAUACUGAUUGAUAAAAAAGACCAGAUCUGGAGUCCUCCUUAUCUGCUGAGUUCCAGCCCAGACAGCCCAUCUACACCCGGUGCAUCCCAGCCCCAGAGGGGAAUGGCUGAGGAGAUCUCCGCUCAGAGCCUGGUAACGUUUGAGGAUGUCAGUGUCUAUUUCUCCCCGGAGGAAUGGGAGAUUUUGGAAGAGUGGCAGCGGGUGCUUUACCGGGAUGUCAUGAGGGACAACUAUGAGCUUCUGAUCUCAAUGGCAGGUCAUUCUGUUAUGAAACGUGACCUCCCGCCACGGACCGAGCGAGGGGAGGAGCCGCCACGUUCCAGGGAAUGGAGCGACGCAGAGGAAAAGGGGACUCCGCAAAGCUGCUUCUCAGAUGAUGAGAACUUUACUAUAAAAUCAGAACCACCUGACCCCUUACCAGAGAGAUCAGAAGAGAAUCUCUCCAUGUCUCCAGACUGGAGAAACACCUACAAGAUCCAGCGCAAACCACAAAGGCAACAGAUGUACCAUGCAGGAGCCAAGCAUGAGAAGGUAACUAUAAAAUUAGAGCCAAGUGAGUCCCCAUCAGAAAAGUCUGAAGAAGAUCUUUCCACGUCUUCAGACAUCUACAGGAUCCAGUGCAAACCAGAAAGGCAGCAGAUGAACCCCACCGGAGCAGAGAAUGAGAAUCUUACUGUGAAACUAGACUCACCUGAACUAUCACCUGAACAGUCCAAAUACACUGUUCUUGAGUCUUCAGAUUGGGACAGCACCUUCAGGAUCCCUUGCAAAUCAGGAAGGCAGCCGGUGAGCCCCAUUGAAGUGACCCAUGAGACCUCCGCUAUAAAACGGGAGGCACCGGACGGAUCAUCAGAAACAAGCCCAGAGAAUGUGACCGUGAAUUCAGACUGGGGGAAUGUCUGCAGGAUCCCGUGCAAAUCACAAAGGCAGCCGAGAAGCACUCUAGGGGCUGAGGCUGAACAAUCCAGCUUUGGCAACAUAGAGAAUUUUGCACUUUUCCAAGAACACCUGAAGAGAGAAAUGCCAUACGUGUGCCUGGAAUACGAAGACAACUUUGCGGAUCAGGUUGGCCUGGAACCACACCAGGGAAAGCUCCCACUGGAGGCUCCAUUUAACUGGACUGGUUGUGGCAGCGGCUUUGGGCCGAUGUCCCUUCUCAUGACUCAUGAGAAAACCCACAUGGGAAUGAGGCCGUACAUCUGCACGGAAUGCAAGAAGGGCUUCAAUCACAAACAAGACCUGAUACGGCAUUACCGUAUCCACACGGGAGAGAGACCCUAUCAGUGCACUGAAUGCGGGAAAAGCUUCGUCCAGAAAACGCACCUUAUAACGCACUUCCGAAUCCACACGGGCGAGAGGCCGUUUCCAUGUACCGAGUGCGGGAAAAACUUCAGGAAGAAAACCCACCUGAUGCGGCACCAGAGGACUCACUCGGGAACCCGGCUGUUUCCCUGCUCUGUCUGCCAGAGGAACUUCAGCCACAAGCAAGAUCUCGCCAGGCACCAGCAGAUCCACACAGGGGAACGGCCGUUCACGUGCACCGAGUGUGGGAAGAACUUCGGCUGGAAGAAGAAUCUCAUCACCCACCAGCGUAUCCACACGGGGGAGCGGCCCUUCAGCUGCGCCAAGUGUGGGAAGAGCUUCAGCUGGAAGAAAUAUCUCAUCACGCAUCAGAAGACCCAUGAGGAGAAGAGACUGUACAACUGCCCUCACUGUGACAGGAGCUUCUGCCAGAAAUCCGUGCUCACCACGCACCAGAAGACGCACCUCGAAAGGCGAUCCUACACCUGCGCCGUUUGCCAGAGGAGCUUCGGCCACAAGCAGGACCUCAUAAGGCACCACCGGAUCCACACCGGAGAGAGACCAUUCGCCUGCAGCGAAUGUGGGAAGAGCUUCAGCCAGAAGACUCACCUGGUGACCCACUUCCGGAUCCACACCGGCGAGAGGCCGUUCCUGUGCAGCGAAUGCGGGAAAGGGUUCAGCAAGAAAACCCACCUGAUGAGGCACCAGCAAAUCCACACAGGGGAGCGGCCCUUCAGCUGCACCCAGUGCGACAAAGGCUUCAGCUGCAAGAAGAACCUCCUCACCCACCAGCUGAUCCACUCCGGGGACGUGAUCCUCUACGCCUGCGCCGAGUGCGAGAAGAGCUUCACCUGGAAGAAGAACCUCAUCACCCACCAGAAGAUCCACGCGGGGAAGAAGCCGUUCGUCUGCACCGAGUGCGGGAAGAGCUUCAGCCAGAAAACCCACCUGAACACCCACCAGCGCAUCCACACCGGAGAGCGGCCCUUCCCCUGCGCCCAAUGCGGCAAGGCCUUCAGCCAGAAGUCCAUCCUCAUCACCCACCAGAAGACCCACCUGGGCAGCCGGCCCUACGCCUGCACGGAGUGCGAGAAGAGAUUCAGCCACAAGCAGGACCUGAAGCGACACCUGAGGAUCCACACAGGAGAGAGGCCCUACGCGUGCACCGCGUGCGGCAAGAGCUUCAACCAGAGGACGCACCUCAUCACGCACUACAGGAUCCACACCGGGGAGAGGCCCUUCCCCUGCGACCUCUGUGGGAAGCGCUUCAGCAAGAAAACACACCUCAUGAGGCACCAGAGAGUGCACGCCACGGUAAAGCCGCACAUGCGCAGACUCAACGUGGGGGCCAUCUCCAUGGGGAGCCAGAUUUCGGUCUCGGUUGGAAGUCCUAUCUCGCUUGGGGAUGCGCUGAAGGAGGAGACCAUAUACGUUUACCAGCUGUGAAAGACGAGCAACGCUAGGCGCCUGCCCAACGGAGCUGAGCAAGGAAGGUGCACAGAAGCAGCUUCUUGUAAAAUAACCACUCAGAAUCCAGAUGGGACUGAAUGUGAGAAAAGCUUCACAGCGGGGCCACGUGCCCGGACCCAGUACGUAGCAGCAGGUCCAGUCUAACCAUCCAGCUCCCGUUCCCACCAGCAAAUACGCACGGAGCAGAAUCCACGUCUAUUUAUCAGGCUGAGGUCUGCAGAGAAACGUUAGAGCACCCAGGGACCAGCCUAGCGCUGGGACCCUAGAGGAAAGGUUCGUCUCCUCUCGAAGGUUCAUUAGUGGCCUCUCACAAAGAACAUGCUUUGGCCCAAAUUUGCAGCCAGUUGCCUUAGUUGCACCUGCAGAAGUUGAAUGCAUCUGUCUGUGCCCCGAAAAGUGCAUCAGCCUAUACAAGAUGAGCAACCGCAUGCACAAAGCAUGUUUGGGGUGCACACAAACACUAUGUGCUCCCAAUAUUUGCCAGCACAGUUACAGAGUCCCCUGGGAAACACGCCCCUUUGUGUCCUGGGUGUAAGAACGUCCAUCACAACGGGACAUUUUAACGGUCACAAGACAGUCCACAUAGCCAUUCACGGGAAUCUACGGGGAGGAAUAGAAGCUUCACUACUAGGUCCUGCUUCAGUCUGCUCUGCAGAUCUGAACCAGGAGAGCAAAGACAGGCUUGCAAUGAAUGUGUGAAAAGCUCCUAUCGAUGUUUAUAUGUAAAUCUCCAAUGGGAUCAUCGCAGGAAUCAACAAACCACAAAGACUGCACUCAAUUGUACAGUAACCCCUGAACACGUGAGAAAUGGGGGGACACAGUGACCGGUGUGUAGAACGGUUUCAAAAGAAGAGGAGUAAAGGAAUAGCCAAGAUACCCUGUUAUCUCCUCUGUCAGCCACUCCCCCUGCACCCCGUCUCCGCAGGGUGGCAGAGGGCACUGAACGUACGUUGGCAGGAAGCCGUAGUGGGAAAGAGUUUUAACAGAACCAUCAUUUCUCCUUCUUGAACUGCUCCUGGAAACACUGGCGUGUAUUUCAGUGGAGCAUCAGCACGUGCUGCAGUGACCGAACCAGGGGCUUUCCGUUCAGCCAGGGGGAAUGUCUACCCAGCUCUUCUCUCGUUCGGCUCGCACAUCCGCAGGGGAGAUUCAGAACUGGGUGCACCAGGAGAAUCUGCACCGUCUGCUUCCCCACAGGGACCCAGGGCUGUUACUGCAGGUGUCGGCUCUAGCUGCCAAACCGAGCGUGCUGAGUAUCAGACACGCUCCCCCAGUCUAGCCAGGACACACUAACAGGGCUUAAAUCUGACCAGAGCAGAGCUCCGGGAAAUAUUUCCAAGCCCCAGCGCCACCCUGCGGCGUGGAGCCCCCGCCCGCCAUAUGGGACUGAAGCCCUGAGCCCCGGCGCGCCCCUUUCCCACACCCCUGGUGCAGCCGAAUCCCAGAGCCCAUCACCCCGCCACAGGGCAGAAGCCCCGAGCUCACCCCGCCAGCCCAGCGGCUGGAGCCCUGAGCCUCCCCUCCAGCCCACUGGGCCCUGGAGUUUUUAUAGCAUGGUGGGGGAGGGCGUGGGGGGCUCCGGGAAAUAAUCUAUGAGAAGUUAAGUUCUGCCCACUAAUACUACAGCCUCUGCAACAGGGGAGAGCAGAGACUUUGGUGCCUAACCUACAGCACGACGACUUGUUCAUCCACAGAAGCAGAGAAUGAUCUAAAGUCGCAUUCAGUGUCCUGCAUAAAGUACAGGUCCAUUGGCGUGACAGUGAUGGUACGACUGAUGUUACUGCACUUACCUCUCCCGGGCGGUCUAGGGGCCAGAGUCUGAGCUGUCCAGCGUCUAGGGGCUUGUCUCUUCUCCCCCCAUCGCUGUAGUAUUUGAAUCCCUCCAAGUAAAACCAACCCCCCUUUUGCCGCCAUUGGAGGGGUUUAAGAGCAGGUUGGACAAACACCUGUCAGGGAUGGUCUAGAUAAUACUUAGUCCUGCUGUGAGUGCCGGGGACUGGACUAGGUGACCUCUCGAGGUCCCUCCCAGUCCUGUGAUUCUAUUUCUUUCUUCCAAGAAGCAAGUUUGGUGGACACACACACACACCGUGGAGUAAAUAAAGA